Penicillium salamii is the source of this 1563-nucleotide messenger RNA. Lineage: Eukaryota; Fungi; Ascomycota; Eurotiomycetes; Eurotiales; Aspergillaceae. The record is from the annotation of a GenBank genome assembly.
AUGUUCGGUCGAUCUUUGACGGCGGCAUUGCUGACCGCGACACUGUUCCUGGGUGGUGGAGAAGCAAGACAGUUGGCUGCUCGAGGCUCUCCUCGCCCACAGCGUACACUUCAUGCUCAUGGUUCUGAGCCGUUGGAUACCUCGAAUUAUCGUUUCCUCACCAACAAAACCAAACCUCAUGUGGUAGAGAGCCUGCCAGAUGUCCACUAUGAACUGGGAGAGAUGUACUCUGGCUAUAUGCCGGUCCGCGAUAAUGCGUCCUUGUUCUACAUCUUCCAACCGAAGAUCGGAGAGCCAACUAACGACCUGACAGUGUGGUUUAGUGGUGGGCCGGGAUGUAGUUCUAUGCAGGGAUUCUUCCAGGAGAACGGUCGUUUCGUAUGGGUUCCUGGCACCUAUGAACCGGUCGUGAAUCAGUACUCAUGGGUCAACUUGACCAACAUGUUAUGGAUUGAUCAACCAGUUGGAGUGGGAUACUCCAACGGCACACCAACUGCUACCAGCGAAGAAGAUAUCUCUGUUGAUUUCAUUCAAUUCAUGAAAGCCUUCCAAGAAGAAUAUGAGAUUGAGAACUUCCGGAUUUUCCUAACUGGUGAAAGUUAUGCCGGCCGAUAUGUGCCCUACAUGUCUGCCGCCAUGCUUGACCAGAAUGAUACGAAACACUUCAACAUCAGUGGAGCUCUGAUGUACGAGCCAUGCAUCGGCCAGUGGGAUUACAUCCAGGCCGAACUCCCCGCAUAUCCCUUCGUUGAAAAGAACGCCGAUCUGUUCAACUUCAACCAAUCCUUCAUGGCAGAUCUCAAGGACACCUACGAACAAUGCGGCUUCAAGGACUAUAACGACGAAUAUCUCACCUUCCCAGCCUCUGGAAUCCAACCUCCCAAACUCAUGAACUACUCCGAGUGCGACAUCUACAACAUGAUCUACAACGAAGCCUACAACCCAAACCCAUGCUGGAAUCCUUCAAAUGUCGCCCAGACAUGUCCACUCCUAUGGGACGUCCUGGGUUUCCCCACAGACCUAGCCUACCAACCCGGUCCCACAAACUACUUCAACCGCACAGACGUCAAAAAAGCCCUCCACAUCCCACCAGAUAUCAACUGGGAACUCUGCAGUCUCGAAAGCGUCUUCGUCAGCCCAGACCCAGGCCCCGAACAAGCAUUCGACAUUUCCGCAAAUCCAACAGAACACAUUCUCCCCCGCGUCAUCGAAGCCACGAACCGUGUUCUGGUCUCCAACGGAGCCUGGGAUUACCUGAUCAUCACGAAUGGAACACUCGUCGCGAUUCAGAAUAUGACCUGGAACGGGCAGCUGGGAUUCCAAUCUCGUCCGCAUACACCUAUUACUAUUGAGAUGCCGGACUUGCAGUAUGCGGCUGUCUUUGAUGCCCAGGUCGACUAUGGUGAGCUUGAUGGUCCGCAGGGAGUGAUGGGUGUUCAGCAUUAUGAGCGUGGUCUUAUGUUUGCGGAAACUUAUCAGGCUGGACAUCGGCAGUCGCAGGAUCAGGGCCGUGUGUCGUAUCGGCAUGUGCAAUGGAUGUUGGGCGAUGAUGAGAAGCUGUGA